AUGUCCUUCGAGGGAGCCAGGCUCAGCAUGAGGAGCCGCAGGAACGGGACCCUGGGCAGCACUCGGACCCUGUACUCCAGUGUGUCUCGGAGCACCGAUGUGUCCUACAGUGACAGUGAUAUGGUGGAUUUUAUUCAGGCAAACUUUAAAAAACGAGAAUGUGUCUUCUUUACCAGAGACUCCAAGGCCAUGGAGAGCAUAUGCAAGUGUGGCUAUGCCCAGAGCCAGCACAUUGAAGGCACCCAGAUCAACCAAAAUGAGAAAUGGAACUACAAGAAACAUACCAAGGAGUUUCCGACAGACGCCUUUGGUGACAUUCAGUUUGAGACUCUGGGGAAGAAAGGCAAGUAUAUCCGCUUAUCCUGCGACACAGACUCCGAAACCCUGUACGAACUGCUGACCCAGCACUGGCACCUCAAAACACCCAACCUGGUCAUUUCAGUGACUGGUGGUGCCAAAAACUUCGCUUUGAAGCCACGCAUGCGCAAGAUCUUCAGCCGGCUGAUUUACAUCGCACAGUCUAAAGGUGCCUGGAUUCUCACAGGAGGUACUCAUUACGGUCUGAUGAAGUACAUAGGCGAAGUGGUGAGAGACAACACCAUCAGCAGGAAUUCAGAAGAGAACAUCGUGGCCAUUGGUAUAGCAGCCUGGGGCAUGGUCUCCAACAGGGACACCCUCAUCAGGAACUGCAAUGAUGAGGGCUAUUUCUCAGCUCAAUAUAUCAUGGAUGACUUCAAGAGAGACCCUCUGUACAUCCUAGACAACAAUCACACCCACUUGCUGUUGGUGGACAAUGGAUGUCACGGACACCCCACGGUGGAAGCCAAGCUGCGGAAUCAGCUGGAGAAGUACAUCUCUGAGCGGACCAGUCAAGAUUCCAACUAUGGUGGUAAGAUCCCCAUCGUGUGUUUUGCUCAAGGAGGUGGAAGAGAGACUUUGAAAGCCAUCAACACCUCCAUCAAAAGUAAGAUCCCCUGUGUGGUGGUGGAAGGCUCAGGGCAGAUUGCCGAUGUGAUUGCCAGCCUGGUGGAGGAGGAAGAUGUUCUGACCUCUUCCAUGGUCAAAGAGAAGCUGGUGCGAUUUUUACCACGCACUGUGUCCCGGCUGCCCGAAGAGGAGAUUGAGAGCUGGAUCAAAUGGCUCAAAGAAAUUCUUGAGUGUUCCCACCUACUCACAGUUAUUAAGAUGGAAGAGGCUGGAGACGAGAUUGUGAGCAAUGCCAUUUCCUAUGCGCUGUACAAAGCCUUCAGCACUAAUGAGCAAGACAAGGACAACUGGAACGGGCAACUGAAACUUCUGCUGGAGUGGAACCAAUUGGACCUUGCCAGUGAUGAGAUCUUCACCAACGACCGACGAUGGGAGUCGGCUGACCUUCAGGAAGUCAUGUUCACGGCCCUCAUAAAGGACAGGCCCAAGUUUGUCCGCCUCUUCCUGGAAAAUGGCCUGAACCUGAAGAAGUUUCUCACCAAUGAUGUCCUCACAGAGCUCUUCUCCAGCCACUUCAGUACCCUGGUGUACCGCAAUCUGCAGAUCGCCAAGAACUCCUACAACGACGCACUCCUCACCUUUGUCUGGAAGCUGGUGGCAAACUUCCGUAGAAGCUUCUGGAAGGAAGAUAGGAACAGCAGGGAGGACCUGGAUGUAGAACUCCAUGAUGCAUCUCUCACCACCCGGCAUCCCCUGCAAGCUCUCUUCAUCUGGGCCAUCCUUCAGAACAAAAAGGAACUCUCCAAGGUCAUCUGGGAGCAGACCAAAGGCUGUACUCUGGCAGCCUUGGGGGCCAGCAAGCUUCUGAAGACCCUGGCUAAAGUCAAGAAUGACAUCAAUGCUGCUGGAGAAUCAGAGGAACUGGCCAAUGAGUAUGAGACCCGAGCAGUGGAGUUGUUCACUGAGUGUUACAGCAGUGACGAAGACUUGGCAGAGCAGCUACUGGUCUACUCCUGUGAAGCCUGGGGUGGGAGCAACUGUCUGGAGCUGGCGGUGGAGGCUACAGACCAGCAUUUCAUCGCUCAGCCUGGGGUCCAGAAUUUUCUUUCUAAGCAAUGGUAUGGAGAGAUUUCCCGAGACACAAAGAACUGGAAGAUCAUCCUGUGUCUAUUUGUCAUCCCCCUGGUGGGCUGUGGCCUUGUAUCAUUUAGGAAGAAGCCCAUUGACAAGCACAAGAAGCUGCUCUGGUACUAUGUGGCCUUCUUCACGUCGCCCUUCGUGGUCUUCUCCUGGAACGUGGUCUUCUACAUCGCCUUCCUCCUGCUGUUUGCCUACGUGCUGCUCAUGGACUUCCACUCGGUGCCACACACCCCCGAGCUCAUCCUCUACGCCCUGGUCUUCGUCCUCUUUUGUGAUGAAGUGAGACAGUGGUACAUGAGUGGAGUGAAUUAUUUUACCGACCUGUGGAACGUUAUGGACACUCUGGGGAUCUUCUACUUCAUAGCGGGUAUCGUUUUCCGGCUCCACUCUUCUAACACCAGCUCCUUGUACUCCGGGCGAGUCAUUUUCUGUCUGGAUUACAUUAUAUUCAUCCUAAGGCUCAUCCACAUUUUUACCGUUAGCCGGAACUUAGGACCCAAGAUUAUAAUGCUACAGCGAAUGCUGAUCGACGUGUUCUUCUUCCUGUUUCUCUUUGCUGUGUGGAUGGUGGCCUUCGGCGUGGCCAGGCAGGGGAUCCUUAGGCAGAACGAGCAGCGCUGGAGGUGGAUCUUCCGCUCUGUCAUCUAUGAGCCCUACCUGGCCAUGUUUGGCCAGGUGCCCAGUGACGUGGACGGUACUACAUAUGACUUUUCCCACUGCACCUUCUCGGGAAAUGAGUCUAAGCCUCUGUGUGUGGAGCUGGAUGAGAACAACCUGCCCCGCUUCCCUGAGUGGAUCACCAUCCCUCUGGUGUGCAUUUACAUGCUCUCCACCAACAUCCUGCUGGUCAACCUCCUGGUCGCCAUGUUUGGCUACACAGUGGGCACCGUGCAGGAGAACAACGAUCAGGUCUGGAAGUUCCAGCGGUACUUCCUGGUCCAGGAGUACUGCAACCGCCUCAACAUUCCCUUCCCCUUCGUCGUCUUCGCUUACUUCUACAUGGUGGUGAAGAAGUGCUUCAAAUGCUGCUGUAAGGAGAAGAACAUGGAGUCUUCCGCCUGCUGUUUCCGAAAUGAGGACAACGAGACUUUGGCAUGGGAGGGCGUCAUGAAGGAGAAUUACCUUGUCAAGAUCAACACGAAAGCCAAUGACAGCUCAGAGGAGAUGAGGCAUCGGUUUAGACAACUGGAUACGAAGCUUAACGAUCUCAAAGGUCUUCUGAAAGAGAUUGCUAAUAAAAUCAAAUAAGGCGGGUGAGUGCUCAUGGAGAGAAACCAGAUUACAACAAGCUUUGAUGAUAAAACAUCGUACAAACAAACCAAGUAAGUCACCGUCUAUUUCCUUCUCACGUCCCUCCCUGAUGGCGGCUCCAGGGCACAGUUCCCUACAGGGUCUGUGUAACAUUUGCCAGCCUUACAGCCAGCUUCACAUAUUGAAAUGAGGUCAUACUGACCUAAUAUUUGCUAUUUUUUCUUCCUUAAUACUUCAUCAUAGAUGUUUUUGUGGAAACAUGCUUAAAAUGUCCCUUAUUCUUACGGUUUCUUAUGUCUACUGCUGUAGGGUAGGUAGAUGUAUGCUGAUCCCUUUCUGUUAACGGAAAAGGUUCCAAGAGGCAUGGGAGGGUUUUAACAACAACUCAUUUGCACAAUAAUGUGUAAUUCAAUUAAUUGGCAACAUUGGACUCAAGGCUUUGCUCCAGCAUCUCGCCAUUUGUUUUAAUCGUAUUUUCCCAGAACCUGUCCAAAUCCUGAGACCAAAUGUUGAAAAUUUUGGGAGCAUGGGGAGGUGGGGAGAGAGGGGCACAAUUAUGGGCAUUCUAUUGGUCUACAAGUAAACUGUAAGGAAUAGAAACACAGUGAAGAAUUCCCUUCUCCGUUGGUAUUGGCAGUGUGGCAGAAGGGUUAGGACCAUGUGUGCUGGCCUCUUGCACUGACCUCUUCCCCUGGUCCCUAUUGCUGACCCCUCACAUCAAUGUCGAGCACCGACCCCCUCAUACUGACCAUUUGCACUGACCCCUUGCACUGAUCCCCUCACACUAACCCUUUGCACUGACCCCUCAUGCUGACCCCUUACACUGACCCUUGCACUGACCCCUCACGCUGGCCACUUGCACUGACUCUUCACGCUGGCCACCUGCACUGUCUCCCACUGGCCCCUUGAGCUCAUCCCUUGUGCUGUUCUUUGGCACUGGCCUCCUGUGCUGCCCUUUGUGCUGAUCCUUACCUGCAGGAAGCACCUGAACUGUAGAGUUUUCCUCUGCAGGGUGGUCAUGCUGCAGGGAAACGCUGGGGUCUUUGGCCGUUCGUCCGUGUUCUUUGAGCCCUGGCUGUCCCAGCUCGUAUCUGCAGACCUCCAUGGAAGACUCACACCUUACAGAAUCUGAAACUGAGUGGCACCUCCUGAAUGUGCUGAAGAAUUCAGCCUUGAGCACUCAGGAGGAGCCCAUUUCAACACCUUCACGAUGAUGCUUAAUUUAAAAAAUUAAAGUUUAAAAUAAACUGCACUUUGGAUUUUGAAACAGUUUUUCUUAAUGUAUGAAUUGGAAAAACAGGAAGGAACAGACAAAACAAUUCAAAUGAUAAAAAUAAAUCUAAAUGUGACUAAAGAGUUGAAAUAAUCACAAAGGAUUCAAAUCCAUACUAGUUCACCUGCCCAGAAAGCUCUGAUCUCUUCCUUUCAGGUUUUUGACUGUGAGAUGGACAGACAGACUGGCCUCUGACCCACCUACCCUGCACUUAGCUUUGGCCUUGGUUAAUAUGUGCAGAGUUGAUGAAAGGCUGAAUAAAAAUGACUUUCAGGGUGUGAUAUUUACUCUUGCAUGUAUGCACCAUGUACUGUGUGUACACAGUGUAUGCACCAUGUAUAUGCAUGUGAAAAAGAAAGGCAGGAUGGAGAGAGAAUCUAGGAAAACAAGUAUCAAAGCCAGGUGUGGCCGUGGCACUGGUGGAGGUAUCUCCAUCACUGGGGAGGCCGAGACAGGUGAAUCUCUGUGUUUGCUGGCCGACCAAAUCAGAGAGCUGUAGUCUAUGGUCUGUGAGAGACGUGGUCUCAAAAGGUGGGCAGCGUCUGAGGAACUACACUGGAGACUGUCCUCUAAGUUCCACAUGCAGAGGCACACACACUAACACACACUAACAUAUACAUUAACACACCUAACACAUAGACUGGUACACUAACAUAUAUUAACACAUACUAAUACAGUAGUAUUCACUGACACAUACACAGCCAUAUACGCUGAUACACCUACCGAGACACACCAACAUACAUGAACACACACACUAACAUGUACACUGAUACACUAACAUAUACUAACACACAAUAACACACUGACAUACACUGUGAAGCAGACUAACACACAAACACAUGUUAACAUGCAUUAACAUGCACACUUACACAGAAUAAAAACACUAACACAUACACUGACACACACACAGAAGAAAAUAUAUGUCCCGUGAAUUUCACCCAGUGACAUCUUUAGAGACAAUGAGUUUGUCAAAUGUGAUCUUUGCAUUCUUUUUACUUCCAGAUAAGUUCUUGAUGUUCAUACCCUUAAGAAAAAGCUUUGCUGGCCGCCAGCCCUAAGUGUCUCAGACUCUGGUCUCUCUUGGUUGGUUCUGCUUUCUCUAGAGGGCUGGGGUCAUCGCCUUUCCCUCGGAUGGUAUGACAGGCAGAGAAUGUCAGCCUCGGAGGACUGAGAGCUGGUACAGGGUUGGGCAGGCAGACGGGUGUUUAACACUCCUCCCAUCUCCAUCCUGGUGUCAGUUUUUGGUCCAAUUCCUUGUGCCUGUUUUUUCUUUCUCCUACACCAUGGCUGGAAGUAAGACUCCAGAGCAAGACUCGACAUUUGCCUUCUGUACUUUGUACCUCGGGAGCAGGCAGCCUCUCCCAGAACCACGGGGUGGGGAGGGGGUUGGGCAUCCUUGGAGACGGCCUGUUUUCUAGAGAACAGGCUCCUGGUUGCAUCGUUUCAUUUUCUUUCUGAAAAAGGAAGCUUUUGAUGACCCUUUGAGAGUCAUUUGAAAACUGCAGUUUGAUCAAUGUUUUGGUUUUCAACUUGAUUAUUCUAUAUUUUUGAUUUCAUGGAGCAACCGCUGAGCAAAGAAAGUCCUUACUGGUUCUCUGAGACUUCACUUGGGUGAGUUGGGGCUUGCUCAGUGGACCUCACAGGGCUCACCCAGGCAGACUCCCAGACUCUUGGUUAUGGUGGCAUACUCAGACCUCUUCCCAGCAUAAUUUUGAAACAAGCCUGGCUAUCAGCAAGUGGAGGUGUGGAACUUACUCGGAGUUCACCAUUUUCUUGU
Molecule: messenger RNA, 6368 nt
Organism: Peromyscus californicus insignis
Lineage: Eukaryota; Metazoa; Chordata; Mammalia; Rodentia; Cricetidae
Gene: Trpm8
Product: transient receptor potential cation channel subfamily M member 8
Exons: 25
Coding region: 1-3315 (1104 amino acids)
Biological process (GO): calcium ion transmembrane transport
Cellular component (GO): membrane
Molecular function (GO): ligand-gated calcium channel activity
Source: RefSeq, a predicted model, not a curated record